AUGAACCAUCGUCAGGUACUCAGUGAAACACAUGACAAAGAGGAUAUCCUGCCGACUUCCGAGCCUCAAACGAACAACAAUGACCAAGGAGCUAUGAGCGAUGAGACGGAAAAGGGGAACCUAGAGUUGUUGGUUGAGUCUUCGGAUCAGCAACCAGCGAACAAUGCACCCCCUCCACCCCCAAACGGGGGCUAUGGAUGGGUCGUCACCGCCGCCAUCUGCAUCAUCAACGCCCAUACAUGGGGCAUGAACUCAACUUACGGAGUCUUCUUGGCGUACUACAUCAAAAAUAACACUUUCCCCGGGGCAACGACUCUACAGUAUGCCUUUGUUGGCUCCCUUAGCAUUAGCUGCGCCAUGGCCAUCUCGCCGUUCGCGACCAUAGCCGUCAAGAAGUACGGCACCAGGCAGGUGAUGCUCUUCGGGGUUGUGCUUGAAACGGGCAGUUGGAUUGCGGCAAGCUUUGCCUACAAGAUAUGGCAUCUGUUCCUCAGCCAGGGCGUUCUCUUUGGCAUCGGCAUGGGAUGCCUCUUCACAGCCACGGUGGGCAUUAUCCCUCAGUGGUUUACGACCCAUCGCUCCUUGGCAAACGGUAUAUCCGCUGCCGGCUCAGGCAUGGGAGGUCUUAUCUACUCAUUUGCUGCUGGUGCCAUGAUUCAGAACCUGGGGCUUGCGUGGGCCUUUAGAAUACUUGGAAUCCUUGCAUUCGUCGUGAACUUCACCUGCAGUCUUCUAGUUAAAGAUCGCAACAAGAUUGUAGGGUCGACGCAUCUAGCUUUCAAAGGUACUCUUUUGACGAGAGCCGAGUUCCUGCUGUUUAUCCUGUUCGGCUGGUUUAGUAUCCUGGGCUAUUCUGUGGAUAUUUUCAGUCUUGCCAACUAUGCCAACGAGAUCGGCCUUGAAUCGUCUCAGGCCGCUCUCAUCAAUGCAUUUUUCAACCUGGGCCAGAGUAUUGGCCGGCCGAUCAUGGGAUACUUCAGUGAUCGAACUGGACGGAUGAACAUGGCCGCCAUCUGCAGCUUCUUGGCUGGUGUCUUUUCGUUGGCCAUCUGGAUCAACGCCAAAGUAUACGGCGUGCUGAUCCUCUACUCUAUCUUAUGCGGUAUGGUUGCCGGCACCUUUUGGACAGUUGUCGGACCUGUUGCAGCCGAAAUUGUUGGAUUACAAGAUGUGCCCUCUGCCCUUAAUAUUUUGUGGUUGAUGAUUCUGCUUCCCUGCACUUUCAGCGAACCAAUCGCUUUGCAGAUUGUGUCCGGAACUGGAAGUUAUCUGGGCACUCAAUUAUGGACAGGCCUGAUGUUUAUUGCUGCUACAAUCUGCAUGGUUAUACUUCGCGGGUGGAAGAUUGGGGAAAUCGACGAGCUUGCCAGAGCACGCAACGAGAGACCGGAGGAUUUCGAUCGAUACAAGACCAGCGAUGGCGAGGAACUGAUUGAGCAAGGAAGAAAGGCUGGCCGACGACGAAUGCUCGUUGAUUUCUACAGGAAGAGGGUUGUCUAA
Trichoderma aggressivum f. europaeum is the source of this 1500-nucleotide messenger RNA. RefSeq lists its product as uncharacterized. NCBI's taxonomy places the organism in Eukaryota, Fungi, Ascomycota, Sordariomycetes, Hypocreales, Hypocreaceae. The coding region runs from base 1 to 1500 and encodes 499 amino acids. The record is from RefSeq and is a predicted model, not a curated record. Gene Ontology annotation, cellular component: membrane. The transcript has a single exon. Gene Ontology annotation, molecular function: transmembrane transporter activity. Gene Ontology annotation, biological process: transmembrane transport.